Messenger RNA from Episyrphus balteatus (marmalade hoverfly), 832 nucleotides. RefSeq names its product nuclear cap-binding protein subunit 2 (gene Cbp20). Bases 285 to 752 code for a protein of 155 amino acids. Gene Ontology annotation, biological process: mRNA cis splicing, via spliceosome. Gene Ontology annotation, molecular function: RNA cap binding. Gene Ontology annotation, cellular component: nuclear cap binding complex. The transcript is spliced from 3 exons. NCBI's taxonomy places the organism in Eukaryota, Metazoa, Arthropoda, Insecta, Diptera, Syrphidae. The record is from RefSeq and is a predicted model, not a curated record.
UCUUUGAGAAGAUAUAAACCAAACGCUUCUGCCGAUUAGAAAAGGAAAAAUUUAAUUUUUAAACAAAUUUUCCUUAUCCAUUCAUUGUUAAAUUCAAUAAAAUAAUUUUCAUAAUAAAAUAAAGAAUCUUUUUAUAUGAAAACUUUAUAAUGUAUAAUUCAUUUUUCUUUCAAAAAUAAAACCCAAAAUAGAAAUCGACCGCAAACGCAAAGUAAUAUAAAAAAAAAGCCAAAGUGGCAGACAAAUCCCAAGAACAAUAUUUUAUCCAAAAAUUAAAGGAAAACAUGUCAGCAGCAUCUAUAGAACUCAGCUCAUAUCGUGAUCAACACUUUAAGGGUUCUCGUAAUGACCAAGAGCGUUCCCUCAAAGAUUCAACCACACUCUACGUCGGCAAUCUGUCAUUCUACACAACCGAAGAACAAAUCCAUGAAUUAUUCGGACGUUGCGGCGAUGUCCGCCGCAUUGUUAUGGGACUGGACAAAUACAAAAAGACACCUUGUGGAUUCUGUUUUGUAGAAUACUACACGAGGGUAGAAGCAGAGUAUGCCAUGAGAUAUGUCAAUGGAACUAGACUCGAUGAUCGUUUAAUUCGUGUAGAUUGGGACGCUGGAUUCAUCGAAGGUCGACAAUAUGGUCGAGGCAAGACCGGAGGUCAAGUUCGUGACGAAUAUCGGACAGAUUACGAUGCGGGACGAGGUGGCUAUGGCAAGUUGCUGCAACAGAAAAUCGCCCCCAACACAGACAACCGAUGAACCAAUUGUCUUACUCCUAAUCCAACUAUUUGUUUAAGAAUUUCGAAAAUAGAUUUAAAUAUAUAUUUUUACAAAUUAAA